AUGAGUUGCUUUUAUGAGCGAAAGUUUAGAUCUCCCUUGCACUGGGAUCAGGUUGGAGAGAAGUAUAUUUUAGGCCUCGAGGCUGUUAGGGAGGCCAGUGAGGUGAUUGAGAAAAUUUUCCAAAGGAUACUUACUGCUCAAAGUAGGCAAAAGAGCUACGCAUACCUUAAGAGAAGGAACAUCGAGUUUUCAGUUGACGAGUUUGUGUUUUUAAGAGUCUCGCCAAUGAAGAAGGUUAUGCGUUUUGGGAUGAAAGGGAAAUUGAGAAAAAUAUUUAUAGGUCCAAUUGAGAUUUUGGAUAGAGUUAGGGAAGUUUCAUACUAUUUAGCACUGCCCCCAUCACUUAUUGAAAUGCAUAACAUCUUUCAUGUCUUGAUGUUGCAUAAGUACUUGUCGGAUCCCUCUCAUGUUCUGAGUUAUGAACCAUUACAGCUGGAGCAGGACAAGAAUUACGAUGAACAACCUGAGAAUAUCAUUGAAGAGGGAGUCAAGGAACUGAGAUCCAAAAAGAUUUCGUUAGUUAAAGUAUUGUCGAAGAAUAAUUCUUUAGUUGGAUUGCUUUUAAUUGUUUGA
Molecule: messenger RNA, 573 nt
Organism: Humulus lupulus (European hop)
Lineage: Eukaryota; Viridiplantae; Streptophyta; Magnoliopsida; Rosales; Cannabaceae
Exons: 2
Coding region: 1-573 (190 amino acids)
Source: RefSeq, a predicted model, not a curated record